This is a messenger RNA of Xenia sp. Carnegie-2017, 1951 nucleotides long. RefSeq lists its product as uncharacterized. The record is from RefSeq and is a predicted model, not a curated record. The transcript has 4 exons. Lineage: Eukaryota; Metazoa; Cnidaria; Anthozoa; Malacalcyonacea; Xeniidae. The coding region runs from base 706 to 1353 and encodes 215 amino acids.
CUGAUUGAGGUAAAAAAAUCAUUGUAAAAGUUAUUUUACAAUUUUCUGAUUGAUGGCUUCGUUUAUGAGAUAAAGGCAUUUCUUUUCUCAAAAUGGGCAAUAAUGGAGAAAAAUUGCUGCGCGUUCAAUUUGCUUGAGGAGAGCUUGAAUCGAGAAGUAUGUGACGUAACAUAAGGACAGGAAGUUUUGUGAAGUGUGAUUUUUGCUAUAAUUUCUACUUUAUCUACUACGGCUCUGCAUCAAAAUGGCUGAUAGAUGUGCAGUUUUCGGGUGUUCAAACCGAGCAAAUUCUGCAGAAGGAAUUUCUCUUCACCGUAUACCAUUUUACGGUGAUGAGCGUCCUGAAGCGAAGCGAAGGCGUAAAAUCUGAGUGAAUUUUGUUGCAAGAAAACGCGCUCAAUGGACACCGACUAAGUAUUCGGCUGUUUGUUUGUUUUACUUAUGAUGGUGAUGGCAAAGUAAUUUGGGCAAAGUUCAAAUCUUUCCUGAUUCACAUAGUAGACAAGCACACCAAUUUGGAUAAUCCACUGUUGUCAAGUUGUUUUCAUGGCCCUGAUAAUAAACCAAGGGAAUAUUUGUUAGAAGGUUUGUGAAGGCAUUAUUUAAAGAUAACUUCCCUUACAGUUUAUCAUCAAUCUUUGUUGUAAUGUUUAAGGUUCAGUUGCUCAUGAAAAGCUUUGUGCUAAAUUGUUAAACCCACAGCUGAUGAAGUCAAUUCACCAGGCUUCACCAGUUGCUCAAACAAGUUGUUUGGAAGGAUUCCAUUCUGUCCUGAAUCAUUUUGCUCCAAAAAUGAUUCAUUAUUCCUAUGUUAGAAUGUAUUGCAGACACAUUUUGGCAUCCAUCCACUUCAACAACAACUUAAGGCGUGAUGUAGAGAUGAAGAAUGAUGGCACUUCCCAAAUAAAUGAGGUGUAUUCACAGUUUAAAAAUGGUGAAGGCACUGUGAGGGAUGUCAGAGUUAAGCCCAAAUUUGAGUAUGUGGAUGAAUUACUUGAUAGUGUGAUUCUAUCAAUAAAAGACAAAGACGCAUUAUCAAAUUCGCAAAAUCUUUUGAAAGUAAUGUUUCUGCCACCAAUGAAUGUCAUGCUGCAAAAGCAACCCAGAGCUGAGGUGUUACUAAAACAGGUCCGUCGAAAAUGCAUUGUGGCCAAUGAUGUCCCACCCUCAAUUCCAGCAGCUACCAGUGUGCCAUUCAGCUGUCACUCAAAAGUGGCAGUUUCAAAAGAAAAAAGUCAGCCGAAAUGUUUGACAUGCAAGAAGCCAAUGAAAAGUCACAAACCGAUUGCCCAUAAAAUAGGAAAAAUUAAUUUUCACAUCACUCAUUUAUUUCAUUUUCUUCGUACCCUCUAAAUUCCAACUUUUUAUCAUUAAAUUUUGAUCUUAUUACAUGGUAUGCACAUGCUGGUAAUGGUCUUCUUUCUUCUCCUAAGCAUCCAGAAAUCAUAGAUGUGAGAUCUCUGUAUGCAACACAUCAUAAAAACCUGAAUAUAAAGCCAAAUUGUUACUAAUGUGUCAUAACACUAAAAUAUACAUAAAUACUGCGAAAGAACAUAAUAUGCUAUCAUACAUGUUUUCAGAUCCUGUUUCUCUGUAUCGUCUUUGUUCUCUGGUUUUGUAUUUCUUAGCAGCCAUUUUCUUAGUGACGCAACAUGGAAUAGUUGACAGAUCUGCCAGAACCGACUGGUGUAUUAAGCUUUCAGCUACAGACUUAAGUUCUUGGCAGCACCAGGACUCUAGAGGAUUCUGAAGAAGUGUAAUUUGACAAAAACCACACUUGCACCUGAUCAAUAAAGAAAAUCACAUUAAAAAAUUGUAAUCGAGCAUCUUUUAACAAUUUUUUGCCCAAAAGUAAAUAAAAUAAGCGAGGGAAUCUUGAAUAGAAAAUUGCACGCUUAUGUAUAUAUUUCAUAACUUGAAACCUGAAUUGAAAUACACUUCAUAAGUUGAA